Molecule: messenger RNA, 3217 nt
Organism: Triticum aestivum (bread wheat)
Lineage: Eukaryota; Viridiplantae; Streptophyta; Magnoliopsida; Poales; Poaceae
Product: glucan endo-1,3-beta-glucosidase 13
Exons: 3
Coding region: 198-1889 (563 amino acids)
Biological process (GO): carbohydrate metabolic process
Molecular function (GO): hydrolase activity, hydrolyzing O-glycosyl compounds
Source: RefSeq, a predicted model, not a curated record
AUGCAUGCUGCGAUUAGCCUCAAAAAUUUGGUUGCAAUAUCGAUCGUCUUACACAGAGAAAUGUAGCAAUAUUUUUCUCCAUGUUUUUAAGCUAGCGUUGGUGCCGGCUAUAAAUUCCACCACGCCCACGAUCACUCACAACUCAUCAGCUCGAUCGUCGCCACAUUUACACACUACCGAGAGCAUCGAUCGCGCUGAUGACUCGCCUCCUCAUCGUCCUCCUCGGUGCCGCAUUGCCGCUGCUCUUCUCCCUUGCAGAGGGGGGCGAGGUGGGCGUGUGCUACGGGAGGGUGGCGACUGAUCUGCCGGAUCCGGCGUCCGUGGUGCAACUACUCAAGAAAAACAGCAUCACCAUGGUGAGGAUAUACGACACCGACCCCACGGUGCUGCGCUCGCUGGCCAACACCAACAUCAAGGUGACGGUGGAGCUGACCAACGAGGAGCUGCCGCUCGCGGCGGCCGACCAAAAUAAUUUCGCGCUCCGGUGGGUGCAGAGCAACGUGAAGGCCUACUACCCGGCCACGCUGAUCAAUGGCGUGACGAUCGGGAACGAGGUCUUCAAAGAGGCUAGCCAUCUAAACUCUCAGCUCGUCCCGGCCAUGAAGAACGUGCAGGCGGCGUUGGCUAAGCUGGGCCUGGCGGACGCCGUGAAGGUGACAACGCCCAUCGCGUUCGACGCGCUCAAGACGUCGUUCCCACCAUCCGCCGGCGCGUUCAAGGAUGACAUCGCACUGUCGGUGAUGAGCCCCAUGGUCGACUUCUUGCAACAGACCGGGUCGUACCUCAUGGUGAACUUCUAUCCGUACCUUGCGUACCUGGAUACCCCUGGCAUGUCAAUUAACUACCUCUUGUUCCGCCCCAAUAACGGCGUGCCUGACACUGUUAGCGGGCAAACCUACUUCAGCCUCUUCGACGCCGAGCUCGACGCAGUCUACUAUGCGAUGGAGAAGCUCCCGUCGUCCAGCAUGCACGUUGGGGGGAUGAGGAAGCUCACGGCAGGAGGCGGAAGCCUAGACGUCCACCAAGGAGAGCACGGGCACCCAAACAAAGGCCACAAAGGGGUGGGAACCCCACAAAACGCCCAAGAUUUCAUGGCUGGUCUCACCCUCCAAGUGCUGCAGGGUAACUCUGCCACCGCCGCCGCAAACGGGCACAACCUGCUCGCCGCCAGCGCCGUCCGCGGCACCCCGCACCGGCCCAACGCCGAUCUGAACGUGUACAUCUUCGCCCUCUUCAACGAGAACAAUAAGCCCGAAGACGAGCAGGACUUCGGGUUGUUCUACCCGAACCAGCAACCCGUGUACCCGAACCCGAUCGACUUCGUUCAUGGCGGCACCAUCGGCGGGCCCUUGCAGGCAAGCUAUUGCGUGGCGAACGCGGCGGUCGGGGACGUGGCCUUGCAGGCGGCGCUAGACUACGCGUGCGGCAACGGGGCGGACUGCAGCGCCAUCCAGUCAGGCAAGCCCUGCUACGAGCCCAACACCAAGCUCGCGCACGCGUCCUACGCCUUCAACGACUACUACCAGAAGAACGGCCGGGUCAGGAGCGCUUGCGACUUCAGCGGCGCCGGCACCAUUGUGAACCAGGCACCAUCAGGUGCAUGCGACCCGAGCCCGAGCUGGUGCGUGGCGAACGCGGCGGUGGGCGACACGCGUCUGCAGGCGGCGCUGGACUACGCCUGCGGCCGCGGCGGCGCGGACUGCACAGACAUCCAGCCCGGAGCACGGUGCUUCGACCCCGACACCAAGGUCGCGCAUGCGUCCUUCGCGUUCAACAGCUAUUACCAGCGGCGUGGCAGGGCCACCGGAACGUGCGACUUCGCCGGCGCCGGUACCAUUGUCCGGCAGGCACCAAAGAUCGGCAACUGCGUGCUGCCGUCAAGGGCCUGAGGUGAAGAAUUAAACUAGCCAAGGCCAAGCUUUGCUACCCUACCUACGAGAUUAAGCAAUAAUCAUCUGCUGUCAACAAAGUCUAGUUUUCAAAGUUUUGUCUGGCUUGGUCCUUUGAGAACGUUGCCUUUUUGUUCCCUUAGCCCUGCGUGGCCAGUUUCAGGUUUUUAUUUUUAUUUUUUUGGCUUAGCUACUCUGGCAUGGCCUUAACGCUAUAAACUGUCAUGGCUUUGGCUUGCUCCAUUUUAAUAAAAAAAAGGCAGGGGGGUUCAUUAAAAAAGUCUACUUUUCAAAUUUAAAUAAAACUAGUUAAGUAAAUUCAUGCUUUUCAUCAGGUGCUUAUAUUAUAACAAUAAAUAAUAUAAUUAUAAGACUGUUCCUCAAAUCACUUUAGCUACAUUUUAGUCAGCUGACUUUUCAUUUUGUGGUCAAUCGAUUUUCUGUUCGUUGGAUGCGCUUUGAGAUCUGUGUUGUUUCAUUUUUUCCUGUUUAAUUCUGUUCUUGGGUUGGGCUGUGUGGAAUCAAUUUACCCCUAUUUUGGGUCAGUCGAAUUGCUUCUUGGGAUGUUUUUUUUCUUCUGGGUUACGUUGUUCUUUUUCCUUUUUCCCUUUUCUUUAUUGGUUAUUUUUUGUUUUUGUGGGCUUUUGGCUGAGUGUAAUUAUAUACAUACAAAUACUAUAUAAUAUGUGACAAAAAUUUAUGAUUAUGAUUAUUUUUGCAUAUCAUGAUAAAGUGCAAUUUCGGUGAAAAGUUGUGCGCUAGUUUUUUUUUUAAUUUCUCUCUUCUUAAAGGAAAUACCAACGGCACUAAUUCAUUCCUUUUCAGGAAAAAAAUUCUUUUUAUAUUGUUUGUCUUCACUUCAUUUUCAUAACAAAUGCCACUAUUCAUUUGUUCUUGGAUUUUUUUUUGUGCAAAAGCUUCACUUUUGUAUGCUUAUUCUUGCAUAUUUUUAAAAAGCGCAAUUUUUAUGUAUAUUUCCUGCAAAUUAUGUCAGUUUUGUUUUAGAUUCUGUUUUCCUAUUUUCUUUGUUCUUAAAUGGUAAUAACAAUACCACAUAUUCAUUCUUUCUUUUAUGAGUAUUUUUGCUUUAUUUUUUUAUUCCGGUUUUCUGUUUCUAUGCAUUUUUUCUUUUUUAUUUCCUUUUAUUGGUUUUUUUUGUGUUUUAGCCUUUUUUUGUUGACUUUUCUUUUUUCUUUAUGCGUUUUUUUUGGAUGUUGAGUGUGUGUAAAUAUAUGCACACAAGUACUACAUGUAUACUUUAUGUUAGACUAUGGAAAUUUCACUACUAUAUGUUUCUUCUUACAUAUUAUAAAAAGUGAAUUUUUGUA